Messenger RNA from Phalaenopsis equestris, 2091 nucleotides. Its product is annotated as AT-rich interactive domain-containing protein 1-like. The record is from RefSeq and is a predicted model, not a curated record. NCBI's taxonomy places the organism in Eukaryota, Viridiplantae, Streptophyta, Magnoliopsida, Asparagales, Orchidaceae. Bases 275 to 1603 code for a protein of 442 amino acids. The transcript has 3 exons.
GUAAUUAUCCUAGAAUUGUAAUCAUGUAAGGUUUAGGUUAGGGUUUCCAUUAGAUCCACUUGUAUUCCGACUUCCCGCGGCUAAUUUCUCCAUGUCCGUCGCUCCCUGUCGCGAUUGAUUCCUGUUCCUUUGACUAGCGUCUUCGAGUUCGUCUGACAUUCCCCUCUGCACCGAUUAUCCGCGCGCGCGCGAACCAGCCAAAGUCAAUACCCCUUCAUCCGUCAAACCCAAGCCCGCUCGUCUCCAUUGCCUUCUCCCUCCACCGACUUCUCUCAUGCCGGAGCUCUCUCACUACGGCGACGGCCGCAUACUGGAUUCACUCAUGCUGCCUUAUGUAUCCGUUGCCUCGGCCGAGGCGGAACUCCGAAGCCUCUUCCAUCAACUUUCUUCGCACGGUGGGCUCGUUUCUGAGCUCUUGUUAGGGUCCGAACCCAACCGACCCGACCACUCCGAGCUCUUUUCCUCCUGGGUCCAGCGGCUACAUGCCCAAGUUACAGCCGAUGGUGAAAAGAGAGAAGACAGAGAGGAGCGUCUGGAUGCUCCCGGUCGAUGGCUUAAUUUCUGCCCGGAUCUGAGGCGUAGGAUCAAAAAGCUCGUCAGCAUAGUAGUUGGAGCCAGAAGCUCCGGUUCGGAGAAGCCCGAUAACUUUUUUUUGAAGCAGAGAAGCGAUUCCAUGCGGAAUGUACUGCUUAAGCUGAGGAACGUGGCUGCAGAUCCUUGCGAUAAAGUGGGACCAAAUCAGGAGUUUAAGGAUCAGAUCCUUCGUGCACGGAAGGUCCUAUUUCUGAGGGCGGAGGAGAUUUCCAUUUCCGACAUGGAAGAGUUUCCUUAUCGUUCGAGAAAGCGGAGAGCUCAUUUGUGUCCCAGUGAAACUUCUGGCGGAACCGAAGGUGAGAUGUUAAAUCAGCCAAAACGAAGAUCCCAAAGAACCCUUGGCUUAUUAAAAAUUGGUGACAGCCAUCUCCCCAGAACCCGCAUCCCUGUGGGCUCCUCUUUUCAGGCUGAUGUACCUGCCUGGACUGGACCACCGAGUAACAAGCUUGGUUUGGAUGGUGAAGUAGAUGCAGUUGACACUAGGUGGUUGGGUACACCAAUUUGGCCAGCAAAAGGAUGUAAUGUGAAGAAAUUUGAAGGUAAUAUAGGAAAAGGAAGGCCGGACUUCUGUCAUUGCACUCACCCAGGAUCUGUGGAAUGCAUUAAAAUUCAUGUGAACUCUGCAAGGCGUAGGCUUAAAUCUAACUUGGGUCCAGUUUUCAAUUAUUGGGGGUUUAAUGACAUGGGUGAAGAUGUAUCGAAUUCAUGGACAAGUGAGGAGCAAACAAUUUUUGAUAACAUUGUGAGGCUUAAUCCUUUAUCUGAGAACAAGAGCUUUCUGGGACCUGCUUCAAAGUUUUUCACAUCUAAGAGCAAAAAAGAUAUAGUGAAUUAUUACUACAACGUUUAUGUUUUGAGACGGAUGAGUAUCCAAACCAGAGUGGUGUCAGGCACGAUCGAUAGUGAUGAUGAUGAAGGCAAUGAUUUUAGGAGCUAUGCGUUUGUCCCAGUUCCUGAGGUUUCAUACUCCAUAUCUUCUCAAAGCAGGUGUAUAGGAUGGAUGUCUUAAAAUUCACUAAUUAGCUGCAGCAACUUGCACAAAUGUACACGUACUUUUUUGACUGAUGAAAGGAACCUACUGAUGCAUCAUAUACAUCUUGAGGAAAGAUUCAUUCGAUCUGAGCUUCGUGCCAAGUAAGUAAAGUUUAAAUCAUGUUGGGCCGGUACUAAUUUUCUAUGAAUGAGUUGAGAGCAAUUAAAUGGCUUCCAUGACUUGAGAGAAUCACUUGUUAUUCUUUCACUGUGAAUAUGCCAAAAGCAGUUGGGCUUGCAAUGAGAGUGGAAUGCAAUGUAUUUUCAGUUUUUCUCCCUAAGCCCUCCUGUCUUACCGUUUUCUAUUUAUUACUGAAUGCACAAAUUCAAUACUCUUUCAAUCAAAAUUGGAGUUUAUUGCUUGGAGUCACCAUACUUUUCUCAUUGGACUGACUAAUUUUUUUGUAACAUUGGACGGCCUUACUUUCUUUUGGGCUCUCUUCUGUCAUUGGAUUAUUUUUUAUA